AUGGGUUCGAUUGAGUUGCCAGCCAUGAAAACGAAGCCGAAGAUCAUCUUCUUCACUGACUUCGAUGGCACCAUCACCAUCAAAGAUAGCAAUGAUUUCAUGACCGAUAAUCUGGGCUAUGGUCAAGAAAAGCGUCGACAGGGCAAUAUAGACGUCCUCGAAAAUAAAAUCACGUUCCGGGAUUCAUUCCGCGAGAUGCUCGACAGCGUCAAGACUCCCUUCAACGAAUGCAUUCGCAUCCUACUCGAAAACAUGGAGCUGGACCCGCAUUUCACAGCGUUCUACAACUGGGCGCGGGACCACAAUGUUCCCAUCGUUAUCCUGUCCUCUGGCAUGGUGCCCGUCAUCCGCGCAUUGCUCGUCAAGCUCCUCGGUCACGAGCCGGAUAAUAUCCAGAUUGUUGCCAACCAGGUUGCGAGCAGGGAUGGAAAGGAUAUCAAUUCUGAAGGCGGGUGGCAAAUUGUCUAUCACGAUGAUAGCCACUUCGGCCAUGACAAAUCCCUCGAAAUCAAGCCGUAUGCCGCGCUUCCAGCAGGUGAGCGGCCCACGCUCCUCUAUGCCGGCGAUGGGGUUUCGGACCUAUCAGCAGCGUCGCAGACCGAUUUACUUUUCGCAAAAAAAGGGAGAGACCUAGUAACAUACUGUCAACGCGAGAAAAUCCCCUACACCGUCUUCGACGACUGGUCCAGCAUCCUGCAGACGACUAAGGAAAUUUGGGAGGGGAAAACGGAUCCGAAGACAGUUGCUGCAGUCGCGUCUGGUGCGAAGGGGUUGAGCAACGGAUAG
Messenger RNA from Histoplasma mississippiense, 786 nucleotides. RefSeq lists its product as hypothetical. The transcript is spliced from 7 exons. Gene Ontology annotation, molecular function: phosphatase activity. NCBI's taxonomy places the organism in Eukaryota, Fungi, Ascomycota, Eurotiomycetes, Onygenales, Ajellomycetaceae. Bases 1 to 786 code for a protein of 261 amino acids. The record is from RefSeq and is a predicted model, not a curated record.